CCGCGUACUAACCACCCAAGUGAUGGCGGCGAUCAUUCCGCCGUUCCGGUUCACGACCGUGGAAACGCGCUUGUACCGAGGAGCAUACCCCACGCUCCCCAACUUCCGCUUCUUGCGCAGGCUGAAGCUGAAGACGCUGGUCAGUGUCAUCCCUGAGCCACCGACCAAGGACUUGGUGGACUUCUGCGCUCAUGAAGGGAUAGUCCAUCACACGUUUCACGCAGAGAAGUACUCCAGUGACUCGGUGACCGUCCCUCCGUCUACAGUGGUUGCCAUCUUGCAUGUACUCUUGAGCAAUGAGAAUCUACCGAUCUACAUUCACUGCCUCGACGGUGCAAAUGUGAUUGGCAUCGUCGUGAUGGUGUUGCGGAAGUUGCAGAAUUGGACCAAGCUCGCAACCCUGCAAGAGUUUUGCCGAUUUACACGGGACCAUUCCGUCGAAAAGGACGAAAGCGAGUUCCUGUCGACGUUUUCAGCAGAAAUCACGGUGCCCCUGCAAGUGCCACGUUGGCUAUGGAAUGGAGUGCGCAUUCAGAAGCACCCCACGAUGAUCAUCACCCACCAGACGACACCCCAACUGACCAAAGACGUGCCCGUGGAAGGAGACAUGCCGAGCACUCUCCCAACCUUUGCGACUCCAGUGGGGACUCAGAACCCCGACACAACGACGUACGAUGGGAUUGUUGGCCAUACAUAUAACCCCUGUCGUAGGAGCUACAUUCCCGACACUGAAAAGUCGGACCCCGCUCGCCCCUUUGACGACCGACGAGAAGAUCCGGUCUUGUCCCAAGAAGAUUUGGACCUCCUGUAUUACCACCAAGAUGGCGCGGACGUGUCCAUCCCACGGUCGUUGUCGGCGCUAGAUUUAGCUGGGGUAUAACCGUGCAAACCUCGAUGGAAACCGUAUGCUGUCUGGCGCGUUGGAGUUCUAGCUCUUCAAUAAUGCAAAUUCAUUGUUUAAAAAUUUC
Molecule: messenger RNA, 968 nt
Organism: Aphanomyces astaci
Lineage: Eukaryota; Oomycota; Saprolegniomycetes; Saprolegniales; Verrucalvaceae
Exons: 2
Coding region: 23-880 (285 amino acids)
Molecular function (GO): phosphatase activity
Source: RefSeq, a predicted model, not a curated record